Molecule: messenger RNA, 3050 nt
Organism: Sander lucioperca (pikeperch)
Lineage: Eukaryota; Metazoa; Chordata; Actinopteri; Perciformes; Percidae
Gene: cacnb2b
Product: calcium channel, voltage-dependent, beta 2b
Exons: 14
Coding region: 819-2711 (630 amino acids)
Biological process (GO): neuromuscular junction development; chemical synaptic transmission; calcium ion transmembrane transport
Cellular component (GO): voltage-gated calcium channel complex
Molecular function (GO): high voltage-gated calcium channel activity; protein binding
Source: RefSeq, a predicted model, not a curated record
AGUGCAAAGAGUGACUCAGGUAAGCAAGAACGCUCCUUAUGAGAGAGCACCCCUGAUAGAGGGAAGCAGCGUGGCGGAGUGAGAGACACUGGAGGAGGAGCUAUAGAGCUGGGAUUUUUGAGGAGGAAGAAAAGAGGAGUCGCACAGAAACUGAAAAUCUGGAUUCCCAGGGUGGGCUUAAAGGGAGGGAUAGACAGGGAUACAAGCAAGACGGAUGUGGAGUGAUGCGAGCUCUGAUUGGAUAAAUCUGACAGACUAGAGAGCACUGAGAGGCACCACAGAAAAGAAAAUGACAUUUAGUUUUUGGAACAAGACUAUUCGGGGGGCUUAAGCCGGGGGGAGGCUGGAGGGGAGGUUUUUCGACAGGGUGAGUCGGGAUAGAGAGAGAGGUGAGGUGUGGUAGAGGGAGGGGAGAUAAACACAGGGUGGCAAAUGGACCACCUGUCCUUCUGACAUGAGGUGAGUACACACGUUAACACAAGAAGACAUACGAACCUCACGCACACAUACUUCUCUGCACAUCAGACUGGUCCACGGGAAAGAGCGCAGGACUUUGAAGAUGCUGUGAGAUGUUUGGCGUCCGGAUCACCUGAACUCAUCUGGGGACAUAACUUAUGAGAGGGACCAGCCAGAAGUGAUCCUCCCCUGAGAGAACCUGUGGACAUAAGAGAUUUUUCCUCCGGGAUCUCCCUGAAGAGGUGGCGAUCAGGUGGCUCACCUGUACAAUGAGGAUCCUGUGUAUGAGCCUGGCCUGAGACGACCCGCCCCGGAGGCUCCAUCAGCCUCUCCCCUCCUCUUUCCCGCAACUGGAUGUCUUGAUGUAUUGCUGUGGGCUGGGACACUGGCGGAGAGUACAGUCCACCCAUGGAGAACGUCAUGACUCGGACGUCGUCGAGGAAAGAAACGCCCAGGUGCAGUUGGAGAAGGCCAAGUACAAGCCUGUGGCAUUCGCAGUACGUUGCAACUUCUCUUAUACACCAGCAGACGAUGACAACGUUCCCGUACCAGGCCAGGCCGUCACCUUUGAGGCCAGAGACUUCCUCCAUGUCAAAGAGAAAUUUAACAAUGAGUGGUGGAUCGGACGGCCGGUGAAGGAGGAUGGUGUGGUGGGCUUCAUCCCUAGUCCAGUCAAUCUGGAAACCAUUCUCAUCAAAAGAGAAGUCCAGGCGAGGAAAGCUGCCAAGGCCUUAGCCAACAAAGCAGCGUCUCAAGUAGCUCAAGAUUUGAACUCAAAGAAAUAUACUCCUCCAUCACAAGCCAAUCAGCAGGUGAAAAAGAAACCGGGGGAGCAGGUGGCUAUGUAUGAUGUAGUGCCUACAAUGCGUCCUGUGGUUCUAAUGGGACCAUCAUUAAAGGGUUUAGAGGUUACAGAUAUGAUGCAAAAAGCACUAUUUGACUAUUUAAAACAUCGAUUUGAAGGCAGAAUUACUAUUACACGGGUAACAGCAGACAUCUCUCUGGCUAAACGGUCCAUCCUCAACAACCCUGGCAAAAAGGCCUUAAUGGACCGGUCGAACACCCGCUCCAAUUUAGAUGCUGCCGCCCAGAUCCAAGGGGAGGUGGAGCGUAUCUUUGAGCUCGCCCGCAGCAUGCAGCUGGUGAUUCUAGAUGCAGACACAAUCAACCACCCGCUCCAGGUGUCCAAGACCUCCCUGGCACCCAUCCUUGUCUAUGUCAAGAUCUCCUCACCAAAGGUGUUGACGAGACUGAUCAAGACUAGAGGGAAGUCACAGACCAAGCAUCUUAAUGUUCAGAUGGUGGCCGCAGACAAGCUCGCCCAAUGCCCGACGGAAAUGUUUGACGUCAUCUUAGAUGAGAACCAGCUAACUGAUGCCUGUGAGCACAUUGCUGAUUAUCUGGAGUCUUACUGGAGAGCCACUCAUCCACCAGAGAUGGAGCCUCCCAACACAAUGGUGGCCCAGCUGGCCGAGAAUACACUGCCCACCAGUCCUUCAGCAAUACCGGAUGGGCAGAAAAACAAGAAGUCAGCUGCCCCCAAGAGGAAGGGUUCCCGAGAGAACCAUUUAGACCAGGAGCAACCUUUAGCCCCAGCACAGGAGCAGAGGGCUGAGGAGGGCCAAAAAGAGGAGGAAGAGCAGCUACUGAGGACUGAAUCAAAGAGACCCCAGCACACCCACCACCAUCAUCACCGACGGAUGGAGCAUCACAGCCACAGCCAACACAACCAGACAUCCGGUGGCAUGGAAGUACGGUCGAGCAGAGAUUAUAGCCAGAGGCUUCCCCGCAGGCGCCUGCCUGAGGAGAGGGAGGAGGAGGUGGAGGAUGUGGUGGAGGAGGACGAGGAGGAGAAGCGCUAUAACCACCGAGGCCAUAACCACCACCAUCAUAACAGCAACCACCACCAUCACCACCACCAACAACAACAACAGCAUCACCGUGGGAACAUCCAGUCACACGUUAAGGAAGACUAUGAGCAGGAGCACAAUGAACGCAACCGUCAGCACAGACAUCACCAGCAUAUUCCACCACGGACACACCAAACAGGUCACUACCCUGCACACAAUCAUCACAACUACCACGGCAGAGACAGGGACAGAGACAGAGACAGAGACAGAGACAGAGACAGGGACAGGGACAGAGAAAGACACAAGGACAGGGAAAGAGACAGAGAUAGGGACAGAGAGAGAGAUCGAGGUAGAGAUAGAAACAGAGAUGCACGACAAUUGCACAGGGAUUCCUAUAUACACUAGUGACUGUUGUUUCUUCUGUGGUUGGUGCAUGGUUUCAUGCUGCUCAAGUUAUAAUGCACUAAUGGACAGGACAGAGUGUGUCAUCUUUGUAGAAAUGUUACUCCUCAUAUUGUUUGACUUUUUUUGUAUGCUCUGCCACUCACACACACUAUCCUUUGUUUCUCUGUUUUUUUCGUGUUAGUUCUUAUUUUCCUUAUUACAUUAGACAAGAUUAUUGCAACGUUGUGCUCAUGCAGCAUGUGUUUUUGAUUUUGCAUUGGUCACACAGGAUGUACAGAAGCCAAGAACAGUCGAGGUUGCAAUAAUUUCAUUUUAUCAAUUAAAUUACUUUUCUUGUUA